Molecule: messenger RNA, 672 nt
Organism: Ostertagia ostertagi
Lineage: Eukaryota; Metazoa; Nematoda; Chromadorea; Rhabditida; Trichostrongylidae
Source: the annotation of a GenBank genome assembly
AUGGAUGACAGUGAGACGUCCGUCACGGACCUGUCGGUCUCACCGGAGUCGGUGGCGAUUGCCGUCGGUGGAGGGGGUGUUGGCGGUAUGCAAAUAUGCCCAUCUAUCAUGCUGGGUAGUACCCAGUUUAUUCGUUCAGCGCUGCUUAUCGGUGUACCAUCAGAGAACAUUUCUGGUUCUGCAGUAUCCGGAGCAGCACCACCAAUCUUGCUGUCUCCUUCCAAUGACAAACGGCCGUUACCAGCCGUGAUCUUUGCAGGAGCCUCACUGAUGGCUCUUGGGGAACUGCUCGUCUACGUUGAGAAUGGGAUUCCCAUAAUUGUACUACAGGACAGUUGCGAACUCUGCGUGGUCCUGCACAGCGCUUACCUGCUCUAUCGAUCGGCGCAGUUCGAACAUUCGAAGUUCGUCACCUGGCUGGAAGAGCAACUCGAUGCGAUCGCGAUUGGAGAUGUGGCAACAGCCACGAUCACGGCAGUGAAGAUAUUCGCCACUGCGUUUGGUGACACUCAGCUCAUUGAUUGCCGUCCUUUACCAUCGCGAAUCAUCGAACUUUGCCUGCAAUGUCACAGUGGAUCAACAGAAGCCCGUCAACUUUUGCAACUGGCCACCCACAUCAAUGAGCCAUCAAUACUGAAUGGAAUGGAUCUUGAAGAACUGCUUGACGAUGAG